CCACCAUCUUGCAAAGUGAAUUUGUACCGCAAAGUUAUUGAAUCACUGGGAAUUAUUAUAUAUAAAGCCCUGGACUAUGGUUUGAAGGACAAUGAAGAGCGGGAAUUAAGUCCUCCACUGGAGCAGCUUAUUGACCAGAUGACUAAUACCACAGAAACAGAUGGGAGCAGGGAUGAAGGUUAUGAUGCUCUGGAUGAAGGAGUGGAGGAGGAGGAUGAUGAUGACAAAGAGGAAGUUGAGGCCAUUCAUUCCUAUAAAGAUGUCAUGAAGCUGUGUGCUGCCCACCUGCCAACUCGAUCAGAGGCGCCAAACCACUAUCAAGCAGUAUGUCGGGCUCUGUUUGCUGAAACAAUGGAACUGUACACUUUCUUGGCCAAAAUUAAAAGUGCAAAAGAGAAUCUGAAGAAGAUUCAAGAAAUGGACAACGAGGGAAGUGAUGAAUCCAGCACAGAUCUUGAUGACUUAAAAAAUGCUGACUGGGCUCGUUUUUGGGUACAAGUGAUGCGAGAUUUACGGAAUGGUGUUAAACUUAAGAAAGUUCAAGAGCGUCAGUACAACCCGCUCCCAAUAGAAUAUCAGCUCACACCUUAUGAAAUGCUGAUGGAUGAUAUUAGAUCCAAACGCUAUACCUUAAGGAAGGUCAUGGUCAACGGUGACAUUCCACCUCGAUUAAAAAAGAGUGCCCAUGAAAUAAUCCUGGAUUUCAUCCGAUCGCGACCUCCAUUAAAUCCCGCCUCGGCAAGAAAACUGAAACCAACUCCACCACGGCCACGCAGCCUUCAUGAAAGGAUACUGGAGGAAAUCAAGGCAGAGAGGAAAUUACGUCCUGUCUCACCUGAUGAAAUACGGCGUGGCAGGCUGGCAAUGCGGCCACUUAGCAUGUCUUACAGUUUUGACUUGUCAGAUGUAUCUACGCCAGAGGCUGGAAGAAAAUUAUUGGAUGCCUCUGUAGUGAAUGGUGGCCUGGCACCACAAGGAAAGCAGAAUGGGGCCACGCAAGUGACAGUACAACGCAAGAGACUGCUUAAGGCUCCCACGCUGGCUGAACUUGACAGUUCAGACUCAGAG
Molecule: messenger RNA, 1068 nt
Organism: Pterocles gutturalis (yellow-throated sandgrouse)
Lineage: Eukaryota; Metazoa; Chordata; Aves; Pterocliformes; Pteroclidae
Product: protein spire homolog 1-like
Exons: 9
Biological process (GO): polar body extrusion after meiotic divisions; actin filament network formation; establishment of meiotic spindle localization
Cellular component (GO): cytoplasmic vesicle membrane; cell cortex
Molecular function (GO): actin binding
Source: RefSeq, a predicted model, not a curated record